GUUGGCGAACUUCCCUUGCAUUUGAAACUCUCCCAAACCUCACUCUCAUUUCUUGGAUCUUUCAAUAGUCAAUGUGUCGCAAGUCAUGAAGGAUCCUAACUCCUAUUCUUUUGGCUUUGAUAUGUCACCCAUAAGAUCAUCAGUUACAUUCACUGAAGCGCCUUGGAACUGAGCUAGACCACUAACACUCAAGCACGAGCUACGACCACAUAACACUGCCUCUGAAAUGAGUUGUCACGUCUGCAGUCGUGGUCUAACACUACGCCAACGGCUCUUUUGCCCUACAUGCGCCCGCAGUCAACUCUACCACCUGCACCAUGAGAAUGUUAGGAUUCUUCUCGAAAGGGAGUCUAUCUCGCGCCAAAUUGAGGAUGCAGUCACAUUUGACAGCACUCGGAAUCUCUCAUCCGCUCAAUCCGAUAAAAUAGCAAGCAAUCUUCAAGAAAGGCAGUACAGAUCAUGGAUCAUUCAGACCAUUAUUGACGAAAGGUCCAAGUCGUCUGCCAGAACAAAGAGCCUUGCAAAUCAGAUCGAAAGGAUGAAGUUGGAGAUCAAGGAUAAACGACGUGACAUUUCACAUCGCAGGCGAGAACUAGCCCGACAAGACUCAGAUGCCGAGUCUGCCAACUAUCAACUUACCGAACGGGAGGCUACGAUGCUGGCUGGGAUUCAGAAUAACACCAAAAGAACGGACCAUCUCUGGCACUCGCAACAUAGCAAGACUGCGGAAGCCCGGAUCUUCCUUUGUCGGGAGGCCGCAAACCUGUACGGCUUACGCCAAAAGGUCAAGAAGCGGGAUGGCGAACUCAAAGAGACAUAUUGUAUCGGCGGGGUGCCCAUUAUCAACUUAAAAGAUAUAAAUGGCGCGUCACCAGCUCAGAUUUCAACCUCAUUCUCUUACAUUGCCCAUCUUCUUGUACUAGUUUCGAAUUAUUUGUCCCUAAGGCUCCCUGCCGAAAUAACUCUGCCUCAUAGAAACCACCCCACCCCUUCGAUACUGUCACCUGCUGGGUCGUACAGUGCACAUGAAGCAGGUUUCGCUGUGGCACCAAUUAGUUCCGCAUCACGACCGGGAGAUUUCAGGUCUCAUGGGUCCCGUCCUCGUCCUCGACCUCUCCACACGGACAAAACACUCCCGAAGCUGGCCAGCGAAGACCCGGCAGCAUAUGCCCUUGUCCUCGAGGGGGCGGCGUUACUGGCUUGGAAUGUCUCGUGGCUGUGCCGAACCCAGGGGCUCAAUAUAGCGUCGGAUUCCUGGGAAGAAACAUGCGACCUAGGAAGAAACAUGUGGCAGCUACUAUUUGGCUCGCCUGCACAACCCUUAACUCUGGUGACAGCAGUUACCAGCCGCGAAAUACAACCCAAAACGAAACUCUCCAAGGAACUACCGAAAACUACCAUCCAGAGAACUAAGUCAUUUUCCAUGCUUGGGCAUUAUUCGCAUGGCACUGUGCAUUCAUUUCUGUGCGCUUCCGAGGGCGCGGAAUUCACGCGAACCUGGAGAUUACCAUCGCCAACUAAAAUCGCAGACAAGCUGAAGUCGGUCCUUCUAGGGGAAAUGGCAAGCGCAGAAUGGGAACUACUGGAAAAGAAGGAGUGGGAUGAUGCGGCGCAGGACAUCGUCUACCCUCCUUCAAUCAAUGAGGGCGAUAGGUCCCAUGACCAGGUCAGCCCUUCAAGCACCGCGCAUCCCGAAGGCAACAUCGUGACUGCUGGCGAACCGUUCAGAUCGAACGGGUUGAAGGGAACAAGUGGCUGGACCAAAUUAAGAAAUAGAUAAACCUAUUGGUUCUUAC
This is a messenger RNA of Aspergillus steynii IBT 23096, 1796 nucleotides long. Its product is annotated as Atg14 domain-containing protein. Gene Ontology annotation, molecular function: SNARE binding. The coding region runs from base 227 to 1780 and encodes 517 amino acids. Gene Ontology annotation, biological process: SNARE complex assembly. Lineage: Eukaryota; Fungi; Ascomycota; Eurotiomycetes; Eurotiales; Aspergillaceae. The transcript has 2 exons. Gene Ontology annotation, cellular component: lytic vacuole; endosome. The record is from RefSeq and is a predicted model, not a curated record.